CUGGUUCCAAGACGCGGUGCGGAAGCCGUUGACCCAGAAGACACCAGCCUCGUUGAAUUGUAUAGAGUUCAUGCUGACAGCGCUGAGCGGGCGGCAGCUUUUCGCGGUACACUACGCAGAGCUGGUGGCUCAGGUAGUAGCUUCAAUUCCGGUACACUAACGAACAAUUCAAACAUAACACCGGUCAGCCAAUCGUACUACCUCAUGUGUAGUAUGAGAGACUUCGGUCACACGGCUGGUGGUGAUGAAGCGGAACUACUACUUUGGCUCCACGACGCUAGACGAGCUCAGCCACUCUCAGAAAGAUUCAGAGUUAGAAUAGCAAGGGAUGGAUUCUCCAAUUACGUGGAUAGACUACACGCUAAUAGCACCCUUUUCUCCGAUUUAUCAAGUACGGAUCUUUCUCGGGAGCUGUGGUUGGUGGCGUGGGUUGUUCGUGUAGGUAGAUGGUCGGGGGCUGGUGGAACGGGAGAGAGACGAGGACCUGUGGCUAGAAGACCAUUAGGUGCAGGGGUCCUCAACCUUUCUGAGUUCCUCAAACAGACAGAACAACAUACUAUUGAAAAGGAGUACACUUUUAAGGUUUACCAAAGCGAAGAAAAAGAUUUCCAUCAGCUACAUGAGAUGUUGAUAAGGAAACAGACAAAUAAGUGCAAUAUUUUGCCUGGACAACCAAAUUACGGCAUCGUAGUAGCGCUGCGUCUCUUAACAAAUACCGGCAGUAUAUCCGAAGCUGUGGCCUCCGGGGCGACUGUGACAGCUAAGCGGGGAUUCCCCGACGUCAUAAUGCCGGGGGAUGUCCGGAACGACCUCUAUCUGACCUUGGAGAGGGCUGAAUUUGAGAGAGGGGGUAAAAGUACGGCGAAGAACGUCCUCGCUACAGUUAGUGUGUACGAUAGUUCCGGACAAGUGAUCAACGAUUGUGUGUGGGGUGCAAGUGGUACAGGCAGUACGUGGUACGAAUCACUAGUGUUGUACCACAACAAUAGUCCAGCGUGGGGCGAACAGUUGCGACUCACUGUACCUUUGGAUACAUUCACACACGCGCACGUCAGGAUCGAGUUUAGACACUGUUCAACACGUGAUAAAAGCGAACGUAAGCUGUUUGGUUUCUCGUUCGCCCGUCUGAUGGAGCCGAGCGGCGCCACGCUCAGAGACGCCGCCCACGACCUCUAUGUGUACAAGUGUGAUGACGCUAACAAACUCGCGACAGCAAGUUACCUCUCCCUACCGUCGUGCGCGAGCGACGCGACUCGAUCAAACACAAACGGUGUACUGGCUACAUUCCAACGAAGUACGAAGGAGAAUUGUAUAAUAAGUACAGUACUUUGCUCCACGAAGCUAACACAAAAUGAGGAUCUUCUAGCUUUAUUACAAUGGCGUGCUCGGCCGGAGAAGGUCCAGGAGACCUUACUGCGUGUGUUGCGUCUCGGCGACGGACUCAGCUGUGAAGAACUCAUCAAGUUCCUUAGAGAUGUAUUAGACGCGCUUUUCGCUCUGUUCUCUACUGAGGAUGGCAAUAGCACACCUCACUCAGGAACUGUGUUCCUAGUACUGGUUUCUAUCUGCAGUCUGCUUGAUGAAAGUCGCUUCCAACACUUUAGACCGGUCCUGGAUGUGUAUAUAGAAGAACACUUCUCCGCUGCCUUGGUCUAUAAGGGUCUACUAUCAUCGGUUCAACAUUGUGCUGAAUGGGCGGCUGGUGCGGAAGGUCAAGAGCCAAUACGCAAGUGUCUUCGUUCACUGGGCGCCGUGUUCCGUCUAGCGGUCAGAUCCCGCUGUCUGUUCGCUCGAGCCACCGGUGGACAAUAUGAAGAUAGCUUUAGACGGGAUGUUCGUGCAGCGCUGCAUGCGCUUAAAGCAUUAGCUCAGCAUCCGCAUAGAGAACAUCUAGCGCCCGCACAGAUCGCACUGAUGACGUCAUGGGCUAGCGUGGCAAAGGAAGUGGCGUCGGCUUUGGGUCCUGUGGAGGCCGGGCGUAUAACCGCAGCGAUGUUGGAUGCGCCUGCAGCGAAUGCUCCACCAGCGUUGGCUAAGGCUCGACUUGCAGCAGCUCAGGAGAUAUUGAGAGGACCUCUGGGACAGGAUCCUGAGGCUCGAAACAUUGUUUUGACAACGGCGUGUCAUCAUCUCCGAGUGCAUCUAGCUCGUAGGGAUGAAUUGACUCAGUGCGCGGAUAUGUUAGGAGAGUUAGUUACGUUGUUGUGGAAGAAGGAAGAUCCGGACGCGCCCGUGGAUGAGGACGAACUGGACCCCGACGUUGACGUGCUCUGCUUAAAUACCCUGGACGUACUGGUCGAAACGGUGUUGCAUCUGAUUGGUGGAAAUUCGCCUGUGCUGGGUUCAAUGGUAGCUGGUCUUCUAGGAGUAAUGGAACUUCUAAAACCAGCUCACUAUCAGCGUCUAUGGAGUCACUUGGCCCCACACCCUCACGACAGAAAGCCUUUAAAAGAUUUUCUUAUGAGAGCCUUCCUUGUAUUUAGACAUUUAAUAGAACAAGAGGUGUUUCCAUCUGACUGGAUGGUAUUGAGAGUUCAGAGCUGCAAGGUGCUAUUGUCUGCAUUACAAGAUUUGGCAAAACCGUUGUUAGAAAGAUUCUUGGGCGAUGAACCUCCACAAUUUGACUCUCAACUAUGGGCGGGUUACUUGGAGCUGGGUGUGUCGCUAGUGACAGCGAGUGCGCUUCAGGCGGAGCGUUGGGCUCGAGGACCGCAACGAGCGGCUAUGAGGGCCGCCGCCGCCUUACACCUACUCGCCGUCUGGACCAGACUCGGUGCUGCCCAGCUACAGCUGAUCGGUCCAGCGGUAGGCGCGUUAUUAGAGGUGACAUUAGUUCCAGAGCUACGUAGGGCUGCCCUCGGCGCUUUAGUGAGUCUCAUGGCCGCUGAGCGAGCAGCUACAGGCUCAGCUAGAAAGACAGAAGCAGCCCUAGUUGAUAAACUAGACUCACUAGUAGCUGACAACAAAGCUGAUGAUCAUUAUCGACGACUGUUUGACACUGUGGAGCAUUUGAGUUCUGUGUUAAUGGAGCGUGUAUCGACUGAGGGUUGGCGCGAGGCGGGCGCUGCUUUCGUGGGUUGCGUAACCAGAUUAUUGGAGAGACUCUUGGACUACCGCGCGGUCAUGCAAGGAGCGGAACAUAGAGAUAAGAGGAUGGCUGCCACUGUUAACUUGCUUAAUUUCUACAAAAACGAGAUCGAUCGUAAGGAGAUGUAUCUACGUUACGUGUACAAGUUACACGACUUACACAUCGCCUCUGACAACUGGGUGGAGGCGGGGUGUACACUAUUGUUGUACGCAGAAACAUUAAGUUGGGAGAGCGAUCAAAUGGGCGUUGACCCCGAACAUCCAGAUACAGUGGAGUGGAAACGGAAAGAGGCGCUCUACAACCAGGUGUUACAGUACUUUGAUAGAGGGAAGUGCUGGGAGAAAGGCUUGCCUCUACUACGUGAACUUAGCACGCUAUACGAAGUGAGAUGCGACUACGCGCGUCUGUCUCACGUGCUUCGAACUCACGCUAACUUUCUAGACGCCGUGCUCGAACAACUGAGACCCGAGCCGGAGUACUUCAGAGUUGGGUUCUACGGGAAGGGAUGUCCGCUGUUUGUUAGGAAUAAGCAGUUCGUGUAUCGCGGCCAGGACUAUGAACGUAUCGGUGCGUUCACACAACGUUUGCAAGCGGAGUACGUGGCGGCUCACAUCCUCAUGAGGAACACACCGCCAGAUGACUCUGUCAUCGCUGCUGACGGACAGUAUAUCCAAAUCUGUAACGUAAAACCCGUGUCAUCUCGCCGUACAUGGCCGGCGGGCGUGCCGGAGCCAGUACGCAGGUUCUACGUGUGUAACGACGUGGACACAUUCCUAUGUGACCGACCGUUACAUAAACCACCCAUAGAUAAAGAUAACGAAUUCAAGAGUUUAUGGAUCGAGCGUACAACACUAGUGACGGAGAAUACUCUACCAGGAAUAUUGAGGUGGUCGGAAGUUAUAUCAAGAUCAGUUGAAGAAAUACCACCUGUUGAAUUCGCCUGCGAAACAAUGGAAGCUACGGAGCGUGAACUACGUUCACUCAUAACUCAAUACACGGCGGAUCCAACGCAGAAUCUGAACCCGUUCUCAAUGAGGCUUCAAGGGACGAUCGACGCUAAUGUACAAGGCGGGAUCACCAAGUAUGAACAGGCGUUCCUAACACCUGAGUUCAGUAGAAACGCAACACCAAGAGAAGCAGCCGCGGCGGCCAAGUUACGAAGACUCGUGUCCUCACAGCUGGCGGUCGUUGAGGCGGGUCUCACUUUACAUGGUCGAUUAGCUCCAGAGGAUGUGAAGCCGUUGCACAGACGUCUGGUAGAACGUUUUACCCAAUUAAGGCAGAAUUUGGGACCGGGUCUAGCACGAGCCAGACGUCAGCUAUCUGAAAGCAUUGUGAACACUCCUUUGCCACCGGUUCCUGCGUUGGAUAAGAGGUCACAUAGUAUUCAACAAAACGACGGCUAUUAUGAGGAAGGACAUCUAUACAAUAAGCCAAUUUAUUCAAUAGAGGAUGCGAUAGAGCAGCAGAGCGUUAUAAUGUCUUGCAGUCUCCCGUCAGCUGACAACCGUGACAGUGAGGAGUCUAUGAUCAAGUCAGCGCCGCCGCUACCGUGUAGACCCAAGUCUGGGGACCCGCGGAGCCCUACUAGACCUUUGGAGAAAUAUCGAGAGGAGGAGGUUGAAGCUCGUCGUCACAGUCGCGUCAGUUGGAGUGAGCCGGCCGACGCGCCGCCGCUACCGCCGAGAGUAUCGGGCGGUGACAAGCGUUGGGGCGAAGCGCCCGCGGUCCCUCGUCGUGGCAGAACAGAUGAACGUGAUUCAGGAGUCAGUGUGGACCAUCACUACUCUAACGCGGACCACAGCGCUGAACACGAUUUGGAGCUAGUCGAGUCUCUGCGAUAUGAGGAGAUAAUAUCAAUGAUGUCUGAACCACUUCAAGUGGACGAAAGUGAAACACCACCGCCCAUACCACCGAAAGGAUUGGGGCAUUUAAGCAGCUUCGACUCCGGACAUCAUGAAAACGGGGAGUCGCAUUGUUAA
This is a messenger RNA of Danaus chrysippus (African queen), 5070 nucleotides long. The record is from the annotation of a GenBank genome assembly. NCBI's taxonomy places the organism in Eukaryota, Metazoa, Arthropoda, Insecta, Lepidoptera, Nymphalidae.